GCCUCGUGCUUGUUCUAGCUGCAACCCUCUCGCCAUGGCUAAAUUUGGCACCCACACCGGCUAUCCUCAGGUUUCGCAGCUGUGCCUUAUCCAUACAUGCCCAGGUGCAAAACCCUUGACAGGAAUGGGAUCCUUCAGGCUUUACUGGGGUAUAUUACAGCAAUGGAUACCGACCGACCUUGGAGGUUUUGGACCACUCCUGUCACUCCUGAUUCCUUUCCAGUUAUUUUCCUCUGACAGUCAUUCACUGGACUUGUGAGGUGUGUUACUGCAUCGAGAAGGAACCGCUGAACCACAUCAUGGCUGGGACUAUCAAGGAUUUCCCCAACCUACCCCCUGCGGUGCAGGAGCUCAUCUACAAUGGACCAGCUUUGGCACCUCCGGCUGGUGUGACCCCAAAUUUCAAGAAUCCCCCCAAUCGCAACGGCGAAGCGUUGGCCGUUAUGACGUUGUGUCUCGUCUGCUCGACGGUUGUGGCCGUCGCCCGUGCUUAUUCACGAAUAUUUAUCUCCAAGAAGGUGGAGCUUCAGGAUUAUCUUGGCCUAGCUGCAUAUGCAUCUUACAUAGUUCUUGUCUGGGUCUAUCUCGAUUUCUUGAAUAUUGCCGGAUUCUCUGUGCAUCAGUGGAACAUAACCUUCAGAGACAUCAUUCCUAUAUCCCAGAUCCUCACCUUCGGGUUGACCAUAUCCUAUUCCGCAACUCUGCUCUUUGCGAAGUCCGCGAUCCUUCUGGAGUGGAUACGCGUUUUUUCCCCCCACCGCAUCUACACCUUUUUUUAUCGUUCCUGUUAUUUGAUGAUUGUGCUUAACAUCUUGCUGUAUGUAUCAAGCAUCAUCAGCUCGGCUAUCACGUGCCUCCCACAUGAGAGCAUCUGGCAUCCAUGGGUCGAUGGAAAAUGCAUCGAUCGGAAAGCGCUCGGGCUUUUUACAGCUUUUUUCAACGUCAUCAUGGACCUUCUCAUCCUUCUCCUACCCCAGCGUAUCAUUUGGACUCUCCAAAUGACGAAGGGACGAAGACUAGGCAUCUCAUUAGUUUUUUCGAUGGGUGUUCUUGCUACCGUGUGUGCCGCCGGCCGCGUCGCCGCUACCUUUGCGAUUGACUAUGACGGAGACGCAACAUAUACGGCUUCCGAUAUCAUGCUGUGGGCUGUCCCAGAGCUGACGUGCGUGCUGCUGGUCUUCUGCAUGCCUUCAGUGCCAAAGGCGCUCGCCAAGGAAGGUCCUCUCUUCAAGAUGGUCUCAGCGGUGAGGUCCUGGACGCUGCUACCAACAACAGGAAGCCGUGCGUCCGACGGUUCCAUGUCAGCAAGGAACAAGUGGCCGACUAUUGGGAAGCAGUCAAAGACUCGCGUAUAUCGCACGAUGGAUCACCCCGACAACCAGUCCAUACGUAUGGCGCAGCUAGGGUUGACACAUACAGAGUCCCACAGGCUUGACGAGCUGCAGCUCCACGACCAACCACCACCCGUACCUCCUCUGGAUCCCGCAAUUAUGCGGACCAUGGAGGUCGAACAACAUCGACAUGAGACCAAUGGAUUUCAAAUUUCACCUGCCAAUUCCUACAAUUGGGCUCCUGUAUCUAAUGAUUCCACCAAACAGGCACACUAUCACAUUUCAGCUGAGAAACGCUAGAGUCUGUGUUUAGUUGCUGCCCUACAAAGUGGCGGGAAAGGGGCUUCACCGCCGCACAAGCAGCCUAGAGAUCCACUAGGACUGGAAAUUUCAACAAAGAAGAACUUUGUGCUUGGCUAGUAUGGGAGGGGGCAACGCGAAGAAGGAGGUGACGAGUGCAUGCGGUUUAGUGCCUACAACGGGCAUGAGUCGAACCGUACAUACUUACAAAUCAUUCAUUUCACCUGCAUUUACCUGUCA
Messenger RNA from Diaporthe batatas, 1871 nucleotides. RefSeq lists its product as uncharacterized. Bases 300 to 1631 code for a protein of 443 amino acids. The record is from RefSeq and is a predicted model, not a curated record. NCBI's taxonomy places the organism in Eukaryota, Fungi, Ascomycota, Sordariomycetes, Diaporthales, Diaporthaceae. The transcript is spliced from 4 exons.